GGCUGGUGUGAGUGACGUCGAAGUCCCGCGCCGGGGUGAUUCCGGAAGAAGCGGACCGCGGCGUGGACAUGGGGAAACAAAAGAAAACAAGAAAGUAUGCGACCAUGAAGCGAAUGCUUAGUCUCAGAGAUGAGAGACUCCCCCAGCAUCCUUCCUGCUUAUUCUUCCAGUAUAAUACACAGCUGGGCCCACCUUAUCAUAUCCUGGUUGAUACCAACUUCAUCAACUUUUCCAUCAAAGCCAAAUUGGACUUGGUACAAUCAAUGAUGGACUGUCUGUAUGCCAAGUGUAUCCCUUGUAUAACUGAUUGUGUAAUGGCAGAAAUUGAAAAAUUGGGACAGAAGUAUCGAGUGGCCCUAAGGAUCGCCAAGGAUCCACGGUUUGAACGCUUACCUUGCGCACAUAAAGGGACCUACGCAGACGACUGCUUGGUGCAGAGAGUAACUCAGCACAAGUGUUACAUUGUGGCCACAGUUGACCGAGACCUUAAACGGAGGAUCCGGAAGAUCCCUGGAGUUCCUAUCAUGUACAUUUCUAAUCACAGAUACAACAUUGAACGGAUGCCAGAUGAUUAUGGAGCCCCUCGAUUCUGAUUCUUAUAAGACAAAGUUCCUCUGCCUCCUUCCAACCAACUUUUUGGUUUCAGUUCA
Octodon degus (degu) is the source of this 650-nucleotide messenger RNA. RefSeq names its product FCF1, rRNA-processing protein (gene Fcf1). Gene Ontology annotation, cellular component: nucleolus; small-subunit processome. The record is from RefSeq and is a predicted model, not a curated record. The coding region runs from base 69 to 593 and encodes 174 amino acids. The transcript is spliced from 7 exons. Lineage: Eukaryota; Metazoa; Chordata; Mammalia; Rodentia; Octodontidae.